AUGGAGAAUACGAGCUUGUUGGCUGACAAAUAUCAAGCCUCUGAUUGUGAUAAUGGAACCGCUUCUCCAGAAAAGAAAAGAAAACUGAACGAUUCUAAUGAAAACUCUCCGAAUGAAGUAUUAAAUGAAUCAACAGAUCCAAUUGAUCUGGCUCAAAAUGAUGAAGUAGGAAAUUCCCAACUCAAGGAUAGCCUUCAAAGUGCUUCAUUACUCUUUAAUCCUGAAAUACAAUUUCAAAAUUUAAAUUUAAAUCCUUUUCCUCGUGCAAAUACUGGAUGGACUUCUAGACAGUUAUCUUUCCAACCCCAUAUAUCGUGUCAAAUACCGCAAAUUCCACCCCCGCUGCCAAAUCAAAUGAGCUUAAAAUUUGAACAGUCAACUCGGUUGCAUGAUCCAGGUACAAGCUUAUCAAUGUCGUGCAAUAAACUCCUUAAUGACGACCGUUUUACGCAACUCCAGGAAGCUUUUGAACGACUUCUUGGACCUGUUAGUGAUUCCAGUUUGACUUCAAUGUACAACCAAGCAAAAACUCAAUUCGCCGAUUUGAUAAAGCUUAUGAAGAGUAUUCGUGUACUCCACGAUGAUCAUCAGCGCCUACGAAACGAUUUUAUGUCGUCAAUUUUUCCUUGCAUGCAUCAAGCAAAAUUAGUUGAAGAUAAUUCGUCGCCUCUGGAUCUACGUGUACAUCACAAACGGACAGACUCCAGAUCAUCAGAAUCUGAAAACAAUACGCCACCACAAGCUUCUAGUUCACAUAUACCAACGGUUGAUUCGCAGGCUUUAUCUCAAUUUAUGUCCUCGUUGCAAAAUUUACCAAAUUUUCCACAAUUUCCAAAUGAACUUAGUUAUGAAAUUAUGAAUUCAAAUUACUACAGGUACCAACAUCCCUUCCAUCAUCGAUAUCGCGAUCUAAGAAGUCCACCACGGUUUUGUCUUUAUCAGAAUUCGAAUUAUUCACCAACGAAGUCGACGAAGAAGCAGCGUCAUGUUGGCAAUUACCCUCCAAUCAACAAUUCCACGAAUGAACAAGCGUCAAGUCAUGAUAAUGGCCAAGUUGCCGCAAGAAAAACAAAUUUUCGAGGCACAAGUGAAGAAGAAAAUGAGGUGAAUCCGGACUUCUUACCCAUGGAAUAUAAUGUAAGUUUUGAAAUCUUAUAA
Molecule: messenger RNA, 1158 nt
Organism: Rodentolepis nana
Lineage: Eukaryota; Metazoa; Platyhelminthes; Cestoda; Cyclophyllidea; Hymenolepididae
Source: the annotation of a GenBank genome assembly